UUCAGAAUUCUGGAGGCAGAUGUCGUCAUAGCUGUUGUUGACGCGAGUGGUGCUGAUGGGGAUACGAAUUCGAUUUUAGCUGAACUUGAGGAACUAGCUGUGACAUCUCUGCCGGUCAUAGUCGUUAGGAAUAAGUCGGACCUGGCACGAGGCAGAAAAUUCGAUGAAAUCAAGUCAACAACUCGAUUGGAUAUUGUCGAUUGUAUAGAAACCUGCGCUCUCAAUUCAGAAGGCUGGCCACGACAAUUUAUAGCAUAG
Molecule: messenger RNA, 258 nt
Organism: Haemonchus placei
Lineage: Eukaryota; Metazoa; Nematoda; Chromadorea; Rhabditida; Trichostrongylidae
Source: the annotation of a GenBank genome assembly